Molecule: messenger RNA, 1295 nt
Organism: Phalaenopsis equestris
Lineage: Eukaryota; Viridiplantae; Streptophyta; Magnoliopsida; Asparagales; Orchidaceae
Product: protein TRIGALACTOSYLDIACYLGLYCEROL 4, chloroplastic
Biological process (GO): acylglycerol transport; ER to chloroplast lipid transport
Cellular component (GO): chloroplast envelope
Molecular function (GO): phosphatidic acid binding
Source: RefSeq, a predicted model, not a curated record
UGUAUAGAAAGGGCAGACCCUAUAUGGAGUGGUAAGUAUGUAAAAUUUCUACAAAAAGUACCGGGCCACCGGCACAGGCAGAGAGACAGUGGAGAAGGAUGAGGCGCCUAAGAUGGGCGGUAGACGGUGGCGGAUGGGAGCUGGACGUGGAGGCGCCUGUGACGAUGGAGGGGAUAGCGCGAGCGGUACCAGGGGACCCGCUUCCCUUGGGGGUCUCCCGCGGUGGCCGCCUUUCUCGCUCCAAGCAGCUCGAUUUCCAACAUCGCUUCAUGGCUUCACCUAUCGUUCCCUCCUUUGCCGGCGACCCCACUAACGGAGGCCAGGGUCUCCUUCUCCAUCAUGCCCACGCUUUCCACAUCCGUGAUAAUUGGUCUGUAACUGUAUUGGAGCAGUUCAAUCUGCAGAAAUUUGUGGCUUCACUUAAAGAAACAGCAUCAAAUAAACUUAAGGGUAUCUCAUUGCCUAAGACUGUAGCAAGGAAUAUUAUUGAGUUUCUUUCUCUCGGCUGUGGUACGGAAUUCUUGAUUACUCCGGAAUCUUCUUUACUUCUUGAAAGUUAUAAUGACAAAAAGAAGAGGCGUGGCAAAGCAGUUUUUCUACAUAAGCUUCAAAGACAUAACUUGAUGCUGGAGGCAGCUUGCCCUGGACUCUUUGUGGACAGAAAGGGGACAUAUUGGGAUGUCCCAUUGUCAAUGACUGUUGAUCUUGCUUCAGUUACAUUAGGUUCUGGUCUGAGUUACCAUUUACUGUUACAACACAAUAGCGGACAACCUCAGCACUUUGGUGGUAAUCAAACAACUGAGGCGCCUAUGUCUCUGCUGCCUGGUUUGUGUGCAAAAGCAGCCAUUUCCGUGAAGAAACAUGUAGAGUUUUGGAGAAACGAGGAAGGAAAGCUGAAAUUGGUUCAACCGUACGACGUAUUUCUUUCAAAUCCUCACAUCUCUGGAGUUGGUAUACUUGGUGCUGCGGCAAGUGCAUCACUGGGAGAAAAUUCAGCAAGAUGUGUGGAAGAAACGCUUCAAAGUUGCAAUUCAUUCAAUUUAUGUUUCCAAAGAAAUAAUUUUGCACUCUUUUCAGAUUUAUUUGCAUCCGUUACUUUUAAAGCACAACUUGGGAAUUUCCAGCGGUUUUUUUUAGAUCUUACAAAAUUUGAUGCUCGACUAGAUUUCCCUUCAGGCGCCACAUUUCUAUAUGGUGCUGUGUCUCUAGCUAAGAAAUUUUACAAUUCUCAGAAGCCUGAUGCAUUAGUAAUCCGUGCUAUAUGCCCAGAUUUGAGGGUUUCUCUUCAGCAACAG